AUGUUGAAGAUUUGGUCCAUGAAAAAAGAGCAGCAAAAAGCUGAGAAUGCGGAGAACGCAGCAGCAGGCGGCAAGAAGAAGAAGGUGACGGCAGCGCAACUACGCGUGCAAAAGGAUCUGUCGGAGCUCUCCCUGGGCAAGACGAUGAAGACAGACUUCCCCGACCCGGACGACAUUCUGCACUUUACGCUGACGAUCGAGCCGGACGAGGGCAUGUACCGAUCAGGCGUGUUCAACUUCACAUUCGACAUCAACCAAAACUUUCCGCACGAUCCCCCAAAGGUGCGGUGUAAGGAGAAGAUUUACCACCCGAACAUCGAUCUCGAGGGCAAGGUGUGCCUGAACAUUCUGCGUGAGGACUGGAAGCCUGUGUUGAACUUGAACGCCGUCAUCGUCGGCCUGCAGUUCCUCUUCCUCGAACCGAACGCCUCGGAUCCCCUCAACAAGGAGGCUGCAGAGGAUCUUCGAUCGAACCGCGAUGGCUUCAAGCGCAAUGUUCGCGCCUCGAUGGGCGGCGGCUCCGUUAAAGGCAUAAGCUACGACCGGGUGCUGAAAUGA
Messenger RNA from Verticillium nonalfalfae, 558 nucleotides. RefSeq names its product NEDD8-conjugating protein ubc12 (gene UBC12). The record is from RefSeq and is a predicted model, not a curated record. The transcript is spliced from 4 exons. Lineage: Eukaryota; Fungi; Ascomycota; Sordariomycetes; Glomerellales; Plectosphaerellaceae. Bases 1 to 558 code for a protein of 185 amino acids.